Messenger RNA from Manihot esculenta (cassava), 1999 nucleotides. RefSeq names its product glutamate receptor 3.2. Gene Ontology annotation, molecular function: signaling receptor activity; ligand-gated monoatomic ion channel activity. NCBI's taxonomy places the organism in Eukaryota, Viridiplantae, Streptophyta, Magnoliopsida, Malpighiales, Euphorbiaceae. Gene Ontology annotation, cellular component: plasma membrane. The record is from RefSeq and is a predicted model, not a curated record. The transcript is spliced from 5 exons. The coding region runs from base 11 to 1834 and encodes 607 amino acids.
GAGGAAGACAAUGUUUGGGGAGAAAAACAGGCAAUGGAUUAUGUUUCUGCAAUUAUUUGUGAGCCUUUUAAAUUUAUUAUUACUGCUAUGGAGUAUCGGGAAAAUUAAAGAUGGAGCUAAUAUCGUUAAGUUUAUAAACUCUGCUUCUGAUUGUCCUGUGAAUUUGAAUUCCAAUACCAGUGUUAAGAAAGAUGUUCCAGGGACAGCUUUCCAUGCCACAUAUGAGCAAGAUCAGCGAUUCAUGAAUCCCAAAUCCAAAGAGUUGAAGCAAACAAUAAGUAUGCAGACAGGAUUUUCAACAUCCCAGCACUGCCAUGGUUCUUUUAAUUCUCUAACAUCUUCUAUAACGGACCCAAAUGUUCCUCGUUUCAGAAGGCUGGAAAAUCAAGCAUUCAAUUCAGUACGCAAUGAUUUUCAGGCAAAUGAAAGGAGUAUGAUUCCGAAAUCUCUGCCAAUGAAGCAUAUGAAUGCUCACAAGGCGUCUGCCUUUGGGCAAAAACAGCUAAAUAAUAACUUUUAUGGCAAAAAAUUUCCAAUGUCUAAAGGGAAACUGUUGGAAGUUGGAGUACCAAUGAGAUCAACAUUGAAGCAAUUCGUGGAAGUAACUCAUGAUGAGAAAAACAUAACAGGAUUCUCAAUUGAUGUAUUUGAAGCAGCUGUUAGGCUUUUGCCCUACAAAUUGAGAUACAAGAUGGUGCCCUUUAAUGGUUCUAUUGAUGAUUUGCUUAAGGAGGUUUCUCUCAAGACUUUUGAUGCAGCUGCCGGCGAUAUAGUAAUAAAAGCAGAAGGGUAUGAACUUGUGGAAUUCUCACAGCCAUAUGUGGAAGCAGGACUCACAAUGUUGGUUAAAGCUAGAACAAAUAAAUCACAUGCCUGGUUUUUCAUUAACCCCUUUACUCCAGGGAUGUGGUUUACUAUGGCAGUUAUGAGUGUGUUUACUGGUUUUGUUAUCUGUUUUAUUGAACGCCAGAACCAUGAAGAGAAUGGCGGUUCGCCUGCUAGACCAAUCAGAACUGCUUUAUGGAUUUCCUUUGCAACUCUCUAUUCUGGGCAGAGAGAAACACCAAAGAAUAAUUUAUCUAUUUUUGUGCUAGCACCAUGGUUAUUCCUGUUGCUAGUUGUUAGCUCAACGUUCACGGCGAGCCUCACCUCCUUAUUAACCAACCCACAUCCCGGACCAUCUAUAUUAGAUGUUGAUGUGCUCAAGAGAACGGAUGCCAUGGUUGGCUGUGAUGGAAGUUCCCUUGUAAUUCAGUAUUUAGUGAAAGUCUUACGGUUCAAACCACAGAAUAUCAGAGCCAUAGCUUCAAGCGAUGACUAUGCAAAGGCUCUAGCAAACGGAGAUAUUAAAGCUGCUUUUAUUUUGAUGCCUCACGCCAAAAUUUUUCAUGCAAAAUACUGCAGAGGCUUCACAAUUACAGGACCUACCUACAAGCUAGGCGGUUUUGGCUUUGCGUUUCAAAAGGGUUCUAGCUGGGCAUCAGACAUGUCACAAGCAAUUUACAUAUUAAAUGAGAGUGGGGAAAUGCAGCGAAGGGAAGAAGACAUGCUUUCCUCUUCCAGUUGUUCAGUUUCAACAUCUGAUGCCAAUGUCACCCCAAGUUUAGGACCAGAACCAUUUAUAGGAUUGUUCAUUAUUUCAGGAGGUGCAUCAACCGUUGCUUUACUAAUCACAUUGAUACGUCUGUUGAGACGACAUUGGAAGAGAAUAAUCAACGUUCAAGCAACAUUAGGAGGUACAAACUUUGUCCAUGGUUGGUUAACUACAAAUCUAAGAACUGAGCUUCAAUUUGCUAGGAAAUCGAGUAGCUCCACUCCUCAACCAGAAGGCUAGUAGGCAUAGGAGUAGAAGAGUUGCGAAGUUUAACUGUGAGCAAAAUGCAUAUUGUGGUUUAUAUUGGGAAAUUUUCUUUCACACAUUCGUGCAUUCCGUCAAUAAAAUGUAUUUGAAUGUGUAAUCUAAUAUGAUUUUAAUUAAUUUAUUAUUUAUUUAUCAGCC